UGAGUAGGCAGUGGCCAGAGUGACCCCAAGAGUGUCCAGGGACUUGGUUUUCUGACCAAGGUGCCCCCAGAAGAACAGGGAAUUAGAGCGGGCUGAGGGGACCAACCCCCAGGAUUGGAAUCUCUGGUUCAGGAGAGCCCUGGGGAGGAGAGAGGACUGUUGAAGUCCUCAUCCCAAGCCCAUAUAGGGGAGGGAGGGGAGCAAAGAGGUAGUGAAAAAUAAAGGAGGCAGAAAAGAAAGAAGAGGUGAGGGCAAAUUUGAGAGGUUGUGAGCUGACCGUCAAGGGAGGCAUUCAAAUCAACAUUGAUAACUCAAGAUCCUUUCGGAGAAGUGAAAUCAAUGCCUAUAUCACAGAACAGGAAAUUGAGGCUAUCAUUUGCUUUGAGCUGAGAUCAGGUGGUGGUUUUAGGGGGUGAGGAAGGAGGAGGAUUCAGGGGACCCUGAUUUCUGGAUAACAAUGAGUGCCAGGGCCACACGGCCCCGAAGCCGGCGAGGGAGGCACGCCGCUCUGCCCGGUGAGCUGGACCCUGUGGCAGAGAGUUCAGAAGAGGCUGAGGCAGCCAGUGGGAGCUCCGAGCCGGGCCCUGUGCCAUCUCAGGAUAGCUGCAAGCCAGAGCCGCUGGGCCCUGAGGCGGAGGCCAAAGGGCAGGGCCUGGAGAGCAGAUCUUUCCAUCUCUCACCUCUUCACAGGACUGACAAAGAAGUUGAUGGGGACUCUAGCAGGGGACCUGCUCCAGCCCCCGAGGGGCCCUAUGAGCCUUCCCAGGAAGCCCACCAGGCCCCAGAGGCAGCCCCACGGGACAGGGAGAAUGUCCCCUCUGGACCCAGAGCCCCUGACGUGUUUCAGACUCUCCAGCAAGCUCUGAGCUCUCUGGAAGCGGCUGUUGCUGCCUGGCGCCACCAGCCCCCAAGAUGUCCUGGGCCGUUGGAGGCAAAGGACAGAAGCGAGGGGGGACCAAAGCCCUGCUUGGAGCAAGAGCAGGCUGGGAGCUGCCAGCGGGAUGCAGCCCGAUUGACUGAAAGAAAUGCCUGGUUGCGUUUGGCCCUGAGCAGCCGUGAGGACGAGCUGAUCCGCACACAGAACUCCCUGAAGGCCUUCCAGGCUGAGAAGGAGAUGCUGCAGAGAGAGGUCCAGGAGCUGCAGGAUUCCCUGCUGAGGCUGAAGCCCUUCCCACCUCCCUCCUGUGACCAAGCAGGCGGCUCGGGUAGUGGUUCCAGCAGCUCUGGGGCUGAUGGGGAGACCUGGGGCACUCAGGAUCCCUUCUCCCUGGCUCACCCCCUGCUCCGGCGCCUCCAGAGUGAUUCCAGCACCCAGAUGCUUGGGUCUCUCCCCACCCAGCUCCUUGCCCCCGAGAUGCACAUCAUGGAAGCCCAGAUGGAGCAUCUCCAGGGGAACAUUGAGAAGCUCAAAUGCUUCAACCGUCUGCUGUCAGCUGUGCUCCAGGAGUACAAGGGCCGGUGUGAGGGCCUCAGCAUGCGGCUGGGCCAGCGGGAGGCUGAGGCCACUGCAUUGCAUCUAGCCUUGCAGUAUAGUGAACACUGUGAGGAGGCAUAUGGGGCCUUGCUCACUCUUCGGAAGGCAGACUCAGGAGCAGGAGAAGAAGCCUUCAUGGAUGACUUGGAGGCGGCUGAGAAGGAAGCUCAGAGGCUUCUGGUGCAAGAGGAGGCUGCCAUGGAUGGAGGGAUACUGCAGGAUCCACGUCCAAGCCCCGAGGGCAGCAGUGUGGAUAGGCCCACACCACAGGAGGUGGCUAUACAGCUCCAGGGCUACGUCCAGCGUCUUCAGGAACGCCGUGCUCUGGUGAAGAUUCCCCCAGAGCCUGGUCCUACCUUGGCACCCAUGUCCGCUGUGCCCCGUGCAGAAGCCAUGGUGCAGGCCAUUCUGGGGACACAGCCUGGCCCAGCCCUGCCCCGGCUGGAGAAGAUGCAGAUCCAGGAGGACCUGGUGGCCACACGGGAGACCCUAGCAGACCUGAUGCUUCGGCUACAGCUGGUGCGGCGGGAGAAGCGGGCUCUGGAGCUGCGGGAGGCUGCCCUCCGAGCCCAGGGCCCAGCCCACGUGCUCCUGCUGGAGCAGCUGCGCUGGGAGCGCGCAAAGCUCUGGACUGGUGGGGCCAACAGCAGUGGUGGAGACAGCAGUGGAGGAGGGAGCAGUGGAGAUGAAGAGGAGUGGUCCCAGGGCCCUCCGGCUGUCCCUGGUGGCAGCAGGGCUGCUGAUGGAGGCCAAGUGAGCAAAGUGCAGAACCCAGAAGAGCUAGCCCAGGAACUGUCAGCAUCACUCACCCGGGCUCUGGGCCUGCGGGAGCAGCUGCAGUCCUUGCGGGAAGAGCUGGAAGAGGUGGCUCAGAAGGGGCGAGCCAGACGUGCUCAGAGUACUGAGCUGAACAGUGAUUUAUGCAAAGCUCACAGUGCCCUGGUCAUGGCCUUCCGUGGUGCCCACCGGAAGCAGGAAGAGCAACGGCGGAAGCUGGAGCAGCAGGUGGCACUAAUGGAAGCCCGACAGGCAGAGGAGCUGGCAGUGCUGGAAGCCACCGCAAGGGCCCUGGGGAGGCCCAGACCGCCCUGCCUGCCUCCCCGGUCAGGAGGGACCUUUCUAUAAGCCCUGCUCUGGUUGUGUCUGGACGUGCCAGAUAGUUAUGGCAGGUCAUGUCAUAAACUGUUCUAGGUGAUGUUAUGUCAUGUGGCAUGA
Messenger RNA from Orcinus orca (killer whale), 2689 nucleotides. It is a transcript of the gene USHBP1, whose product is annotated as USH1 protein network component harmonin binding protein 1. The transcript has 12 exons. Lineage: Eukaryota; Metazoa; Chordata; Mammalia; Artiodactyla; Delphinidae. The record is from RefSeq and is a predicted model, not a curated record. Bases 458 to 2599 code for a protein of 713 amino acids.